Messenger RNA from Manis pentadactyla (Chinese pangolin), 2949 nucleotides. RefSeq names its product zinc finger protein 420-like. NCBI's taxonomy places the organism in Eukaryota, Metazoa, Chordata, Mammalia, Pholidota, Manidae. Gene Ontology annotation, molecular function: RNA polymerase II cis-regulatory region sequence-specific DNA binding; DNA-binding transcription factor activity, RNA polymerase II-specific. Gene Ontology annotation, biological process: regulation of DNA-templated transcription. The record is from RefSeq and is a predicted model, not a curated record.
GGAGGGCGGCCCGCGCCCCGUGUCAGGGUCCUGCCCGCGGCCGGCUGUCCGCGCAUCGUCUCCGGGGCCGUGAGCCGUGUCCGCACAGCGCCCGGUGGGGGAGGAGCCCGAGCAGCCCGAGGCCGAGGCGGAGAUGGCGGCCGCCCAGGGACUGUUGACCUUCGGGGACGUGGCCGUCAGGUUCUCCCAGGAGGAGUGGGAAUGCCUGGCGCCUGCCCAGCGGGCCUUGUACAGGAGCGUGAUGCAGGAGAACUACAGGAACCUGGUGUCUGUGGCAGUUUCUUCUCAUUCCAAAACAGCCUUGUUACCCCAGCAUGCCAUAAAAGACUCCUUCCAAACAGUGCCACCUGGAAGAUCUGGGAGCUGUGUCCAUGGGCAUUUACACCUAAGGGCAUGCUGGAAAAGUGAGGCUGAGCGUGGAGGGCAGGACGGCCGUCACGGAGGAGUGCAGAGCCACGGGAGGAGCCCCCGGAACAAGCUCCUCCCUGUCUGUGGGGACCCGCAUCCUGGGGUGACUCAGGACACCACCCAGUGCAAGUCAGUUACUGUUGUAGCACAGUAUGUUACUGUGAAUAAAUGUCAUCAUCUAGUUUUGAAACCUAAAUUAUCUCAGAAAGAAAACUUGGAAAAUCUUAAAAUUGAGGACUACCAUUGUGCAAAUAAUCAUUUCAGCCAUUUUAAAUAUAGCAGUACAUUAGAUAUUCAGUCAUAUAAUCCUCAGGACCAACUAUACAAUGAAGAAAAAAUGUGCAAAUACGUUGAAAUUGAAAAUACCUUAAAGAAGGAUUCAUUUUUCCUCUGUGAACCAGUAAUGCCCACUCAUGCUAAAACCUACAGAUUUGAUAACUAUCAGAGAGACUCUCUCCACCCAACAUUGCUUAGUGAAUGUCAGUGUCUAGACAGUGAAGAAGAACCUUCCACAUAUAAUAAAAAUAAGCAGGCCUUUAGUAAGUGCUCUAAAUUAAAUAAUUGCCAAGGUAUUUACAUUAAAGAGAGAACACAUCAAUCCAAAGAACCUGAAAUAAAUUAUAACAGAGGAUCAAUCCAUAGAGAACAUCAGAGAGCUCAGAUUCCAGAAAACCAUUACCCAUGUAGUAAAUGUGGACAAGUCUUUGAGGAAUGGUCAGACUUUAUUGUGCAUCAGGGAAUCCACAUUGGAGAGAAGCCUCCCAGAUACAAAAGAUGUGGGAAAACAUUCAAACGUUUCCCAAAAGUGUUUAAGCAUCACAGAAUUCACACUGGUGAGAAAGCUUGCAAAUGUAAAGACUAUGGGAAAGCCUUUAGUGAAUCUUCCCAUUUAAAUAGUCAAGAGAAAAUCCAUCCUGGAAAGCAACCGUACCAAGGUAAAGAAUGCGAGGAAUCCUUAACUUGUUCCUCAGUUCUUACUGUGCACGAGAGAAUCAAUACAGGAGAGAAACCUUACAAGUGUAAAGAAUGUGGCAAAUCGUUUAAGUGGGCCUCACACCUUACUCGGCAUCAAAGAAUUCAUUCUGGUCAGAAACCUUACAAAUGUAGAGAAUGCAGGAAGUCCUUUGCUUGUCCAUCAAGUCUCACUGUGCACCAGAGGAUUCAUACAGGAGACAAGCCUUACAAGUGUAAAGAAUGUGGCAAAGCCUUUAAGCAGGGCUCACAACGUACUCGACAUCAGAGAAUUCAUACUGGGCAGAAACCUUACAAAUGCAAAGAAUGCAGCAAAUCCUUUACUUAUUCCUCAUAUCUUACUGUGCAUCAUAGAAUUCAUACAGGUGAGAAACCUUACAAGUGUAAAGAAUGCAGUAAAUCGUUUACUUGUUCCUCAAGUCUUAAUGUGCAUGGGAGAAUUCAUACUGAAGAGAAGCCUUUCAAGUGUAAGGAAUGUGGGAAAGCCUUCAAGGGGGCCAAACUACUUAAUCGACACCAGAUAGUUCAUUCGGGACAGAAACCUUAUAAAUGUACAGAAUGCAGCAAAUCCUUUACUUGGUGCUCAAAUCUUACUGUGCACUAUCGAAUUCAUACUGGAGAGAAGCCUUACAAGUGUAAAGACUGUGGCAAAGCGUUUAAGCGGGGCUCACAUCUUAAUCGGCAUCAGAGAAUUCAUUCUGGAGAGAAGCCUUACAAGUGUAAAGAAUGCAGCAAGUCCUUUACUUGUUCCUCAAGUCUCACUGCACAUAAUAGAAUUCAUACUGGAGAGAAGCCUUACAAGUGUAAGGAAUGUGGCAAAGCCUUUAAGUGGGGCUCACACCUUACUGAACAUCAGAGAAUUCAUUCUGGAGAGAAACCUUUCAAGUGCAAAGAAUGCAACAAAUCCUUUACUUGUUCCUCAAGUCUUUCUGUGCAUCACAGAGUGCAUACAGGAGAGAAGCCGUACAAGUGUACGGAAUGCAGCAAAUAUUUUACUUGUUCCUCAAGUCUUAGUGUGCAUGAGAGAAUUCAUACAGGAGAGAAGCCUUACAAGUGUAAAGAAUGUGGAAAAGCCUUUAAGCGGGACUCACAUCUUUAUCGACAUCAGAGGAUUCAUUCUGGACAGAAACCUUAUAAAUGUACAGAAUGCAGCAAAUCCUUCACUUCUUCCUCAAAUCUUACUGUGCAUCAUAGAAUUCAUACAGGAGAGAAACCUUACAAGUGUAAAGAAUGUGGGAAAGCCUUUAAGCGACGCUCACACCUUACUCGGCAUCAGAGAAUUCAUUCUGAACAGAAACCUAACAAAUGUAAAGAAUGCAACAAAUCCUUUUCCUCACAUGUUACUGCACAUGAGAGAUUUCAUACAGAAGAGAAGCCUUACAAGUGUAAGGAAUGUGGCAAAGCCUUUAAGUUGAUCUCACUCUGUACCGAAUAUCAGAAUUAAUUCUUCGCAGAAACCUUGCAAAUGUAAAGAAUGCUUCAAAUCCUUGUUCCUCAGGUCUUUCUGUGCACCAUAGAAUUCAUACAGGAGAGAGACUUUACAAGUAUAAAGAAUGUGGUACAACCUUU